Closterium sp. Naga37s-1 is the source of this 9477-nucleotide messenger RNA. The record is from the annotation of a GenBank genome assembly. NCBI's taxonomy places the organism in Eukaryota, Viridiplantae, Streptophyta, Zygnematophyceae, Desmidiales, Closteriaceae.
AUGGCGCAUCAGCUUCGGCGAUCCGAGCGGCUGCUGGCCGUCCGAUCCGCCGCUCGCAUCUUUUUCCAAAUCCCGUUGCCUUCCGGCAUCUCCCCCGCGGCGCCCGCCGUUCCACCCCAUCCUCCCCACGCCAUUCGCCGGAUCGUACGGGAACUCUGCCACGUGGAAGGCAGCGGGCAGGCCAGAUUGAUCCAAUGCCGUCCCGUCCAAUGGGGUGUCGACAGGUGUCGCCCUACUCCCACACCCCCCUCCGCCGCGUUUGCGCCCUUCCGCCGUUUGAUCCCUUCUCGUGCGCCUGCGGGUAGCACCCGCAGUUUUUCCGCCGCCACAUCUCCCCCGAUCCCGCCGACCUCCGCCCCGAACGCUGGCGGAGGCGCAGGCGGAAGCACUGGCGGUUCGGGCGGGCAAAAAGGCGGGGGGGGAUUGGUGGGCGUGGCUGUAACAGCUGCCGCUAUAGCGGGGGCGGCAGGAGGAGCGUAUUAUUGGUGGGAGACAGAAGCAGCGAGAUUUGGACCUGGUCCCGUUAUAAUCACACCCGAUACAAAAUUAGGCUCGGAAGAAAAAGUUAACAUCUCGAGUCCCGCGGCAGACUUGGGGACUGGGACGGCGAGGGCUGGAGACACGAUAACGGAGCAGAGGGGCAUAGACGAGGGGAAGGAGGGGGAAGGAAAUGAGGGGAAGGAUGGGGGAGGAGAGGAGGGGAAGGAUGGGGGAGUAGAAAUUGGGAGGGAGGGGGGAGAUGGGGAGGGGAAGGAGGAGGCGGGAGAUGAAGGGAAGGAGGGAGCGAGAGAGGGGGGAAGUGUGAAGGGGUCAGAAGGUAAAGAGAGGGGGGAGAUCGGGGCGGAGGAGGAAGAUGAGGAGGAGGUAAAGCAAAGGAAAAAGGAGGAGAAGAGGAGGGAGAAGGAAUUAAAGAAGAAGGAAAAGGAAGAGAGGAAGGCGGAGGGAAAGGAGGGAGAGGAGGAUGAGAAGGGAGGGGAAGGAGGGAAGGAUGAUGCUGGGGAUGAGGAAAAGAAGAGGAGGAAGGAAGAGAAAAAACGUCUCAAGAAGCUGAAAAAGGAGGAAGAGAAAAAGAAGGGAGAAGCAGACGAGAAUGGGGAGGGGAAGGAGGAAGAGGAAAGAGAGAUGUCGAAAGAAGAGAGGAAACGACUUAAGAAGCUAAAGAAAGAGGAGAAGGGAGAGAAGAAGAGGAAGAAAGAGGAGAAAAGGAAGAGGGAAGGGGAGGAGAAGGGUAAGGAGGAAGAGGAUGAGGAGAAGGAAGGAGAGAAGGUGGGGCCACGGGAAGGAAGCGAAGAUUACAGCAAGGGGGAGGGAGCAGCUGACGUGGCCGCUGACGUGGCGGCUGACAUGGCCGUUGACGUGGCAGUGGGCGUGGCAGCUGAGGUGGACGCGCUGCACCGCCGCGUCCAUACCCCCCUCGACGCCCAGGAUGACCUCGUCCACUUGCGUUCGAACGCACCGGCGAUUGUGGGCGGGACGAGGCCUGCUGACGGUGGCGGUCAGGGGAACGGCCGUUGCGACGAGGAGAGUCGAGCCGCUGGCGCUUUGCAGGACGAGGUGAACGAGGAGGCGAACGUGGACGGGAGGAAUGGUGAGCUGCCGAACGGUGGCGAGAAGGAGGGCGAGCGGGCGAACGGUGGCGACGUGAUCAGCGGUCACGCGACCGGCUACGUGACGCGGCGCGACGAGGCGAACGUGGUGAACGGUGCAAACGUGGCGAUCGUGACGAUCGCGGCUCAAGGAGGCGACCGUCACGGUGGCUCCCCGCCCUAUCGUCGCGCGUCUCAGACGAUCGGCGGCGAGGCGAUCGUCCCCGGCGCGCCUCAGCCACUACGCCGGAGCGCACGACGGACGCCUUGCGCGCAGGCUCCUUCCGAGGCGAGGACUUGCCCCCGCGAGGAGCCAGAUCGCGCCGCUGAUCCUCGAAGCGGCGGCGUAUUUGAUCUGCAGCCGCCAACGGAGCGACGGGCACGCUCGCAGCACGACGCACAGGGGGAAGUGGACGGGGAACAGGGCCGCUCUCCGCGGUACACUCCCGACCAGGGCCGCCGUCAACAGACAUUGGAGCGCAGGGAGGAUGGCGCUCGCUCAGCGGGCGGUCGACGUGGCGGAAAGAGAGCAGCAGGUCGCGGAGGACGAGCCAGCGGAGGCGGACCGGAGAACGUGUAUCAACAAGCUAGUCGAAGGGCUUUAAACGAGCUGGAGGACGAUACUGAAGAGACUUCGACAGAUAACAGCUUUGUAGCUGCUGAAUCAACGGACUCGACUUCUAGCUCUGAGUCUGUGGACGAACCCCAAACCCAGACUCCUGCUAAAGCAAGCAGGGCAGCACCAUCUCACAUGGCGGGAGGAUCCUCAGUUGUUAGAUCCUCUUGGAGGGGACCCUCAACACCAACUCGAGCCGCAUCGGGCAACAUUGCAACACCCCCACUCCCACCACCAAUUUCCCACAUUCCAACCCCAUCCCGAGCCGCCCAGCAAUCUGCAACUGGCGGUAACCCCAUCCCAACCCACCCGCGAGAGGAAAAAUCCUGUGAAACACUCGCCAAGGAUGACGUGCUAUUCGCCGGGGUCUUCUCCAAGGCGCUGGGACGCUGUGAGAUGGGAGUUGGAGCUGGCCCCUCAGGAACAACCUUCGAGCACCUGCGAGAUGCAACUCUGAUCAACGCUUCAGUGGGGAAACACCUGCAUGCACUCGUCAACACGAUGCUCACGGGAAAAUUACCUCCUGCAGUAGCCGAUCUCCUCACCGCCUCAUGCCUAAUUGCUCUUACCAAGCCAGGAGGGGGGACGAGGCGGAUAGCCAUUGGCGAAAGCCUCACAUGCCUCGCCGCCAAAACGGCUCUUACCUUGACGGCAGGCGCCGCUCGUGACUUUUUCUUACCGCACCAGUUCGGCGUAGCGGUACCGGGGGGAGCAGAGGCGAUCAUACACAUCACUCGAACCUACCUUACCGUCAACCCUGGUGCUCUAGUUCUGCAGGCCGAUUUAGCGAACGCCUUCAACAGUGUUAGCAGAGCGGCCAUCGCGGAGUCCCUUCGCGGAUCGACGCUAGCUCCACUGCUGCCACUAGUGAAACUGUCCUAUGGUCAGCCCUCUUCCCUAUGCCUGGAUGCCGGUUUUUCUCACCCACCACUCUUGAGCGAAACCAGGGUGAGGCAGGGAGAUCCCCUCGGCCCCUUGCUGUUUGCUGCCGCCAUUCACCCCGCGUUGACAAGCACGGCUCUCGCCUUCCCGUCCGUGGGUGUCCACGUGGCAGAACAGGAUUCGCUGGCAGCGGCGGUGCGAGAGAGGGAGAGGGAGGGGGAGGCAGAGAGGGAACGGAUUGAGCAGCAGAGGGAGGAGAUGGGGAGGGAGUUGGAGGAAUGGGAGGAGGGGGAGGCGAAGAGGCAGCAAGAGGAAGAAGAGGAGAUGGUGAGUGAGGGGUGGGAGACAGGUAAGCUUGAGGGAGGGAGAAGGCAUGGCAUUGAGAGGGAACGGAUUGAGCAGCAGAGGGAGGAGAUGGGGAGGGAGUUGGAGGAAUUGGAGGAAUGGGAGGCGAGGAAGCAGCAGGAGGACGAACAGGAGAUGAUCUCUGCUCUGAGGGAUGUUUUCUUCCAGCGGUCUCAAGAGGACAGGCUGUGUUGUCCGCCUCCUUCCCCCCUUUCCAGGCCGCCAUUUCUCUCCGAGAAGCAGCACACAGCAACAAACCCUUACAGCCGGUCCUCUCCUCCCUCCACUAUCGUCCUUCUCCCUCCACUAUCGCCCUUCUCCCUCCACUAUCGCCCUUCUCCCUCCACUAUCGCCCUUCUCCCUCCACUAUCGCCCUUCUCCCUCCACUAUCGCCCUUCUCCCUCCACUAUCGCCCUUCUCCCUCCACUAUCGCCCUUCUCCCUGCACUAUCGUCCUUCUCCCUCCACUAUCGCCCUUCUCCCUCCACUAUCGCCCUUCUCCCUCCACUAUCGUCCUUCUCCCUCCACUAUCGCCCUUCUCCCUCACUCCCCUUGUGUUUCCUUAUGCAUCGUACCCUCACUCCCCCCCACCCCUUUCCAGGCGGCCAUGUCUCUUCUCUUCAAGAAGCAGCAGACAACAACCACUCCCUACAGCCGGUCCUCUCCUCCCUCCACAAUCGCCCUUCUCCCUCACUCCCCUUGUGUUUCCUUACACAUCGUACCCUCACUUUCCCCCCGUUUCCCCCAUUCCAGGCGACCAUAUCUCUCCAAGAAGCAGCAGACAGCAACCAACCAGUGCAGCCGAUCCUCUCACUUCCUUUACCUUCCCUCAUGUACCUUCCCCGCUGCCCUCUACUGCUCACCCUCCCUUCCAGGCGACCAUAUCUCUCCAAGAAGCAGCAGACAGCAACCAGCCCUUGCAACGAAUUCUCUUCCCUCUCCUCCUCCACUAUUGCCCUUCUCUUCCCUCUCCUCCUCCACUAUUGCCCUUCUCUUCCCUCUCCUCCUCCACUAUUGCCCUUCUCUUCCCUCUCCUCCUCCACUAUUGCCCUUCUCUUCCCUCUCCUCCUCCACUAUUGCCCUUCUCUUCCCUCUCCUCCUCCACUAUUGCCCUUCUCUUCCCUCUCCUCCUCCACUAUUGCCCUUCUCUCCCCUCUCCUCCUCCACUAUUGCCCUUCUCUUCCCUCUCCUCCUCCACUAUUGCCCUUCUCUUCCCUCUCCUCCUCCACUAUUGCCCUUCUCUCCCCUCUCCUCCUCCACUAUUGCCCUUCUCUUCCCUCUCCUCCUCCACUAUUGCCCUUCUCUUCCCUCUCCUCCUCCACUAUUGCCCUUCUCUCCCCUCUCCUCCUCCACUAUUGCCCUUCUCUUCCCUCUCCUCUUCCACUAUUGCCCUUCUCUCCCCUCUCCUCCUCCACUAUUGCCCUUCUCUCCCCUCUCCUCCUCCACUAUUGCCCUUCUCUUCCCUCUCCUCCUCCACUAUUGCCCUUCUCUUCCCUCUCCUCCUCCACUAUUGCCCUUCUCUCCCCUCUCCUCCUCCACUAUUGCCCUUCUCUUCCCUCUCCUCUUCCACUAUUGCCCUUCUCUCCUCUCUCCUCCUCCACUAUUGCCCUUCUCUCCCCUCUCCUCCUCCACUAUUGCCCUUCUCUUCCCUCUCCUCCUCCACUAUUGCCCUUCUCUUCCCUCUCCUCCUCCACUAUUGCCCUUCUCUCCCCUCUCCUCCUCCACUAUUGCCCUUCUCUUCCCUCUCCUCCUCCACUAUUGCCCUUCUCUUCCCUCUCCUCCUCCACUAUUGCCCUUCUCUUCCCUCUCCUCCUCCACUAUUGCCCUUCUCUUCCCUCUCCUCCUCCACUAUUGCCCUUCUCUUCCCUCUCCUCCUCCACUAUUGCCCUUCUCUCCCCUCUCCUCCUCCACUAUUGCCCUUCUCUUCCCUCUCCUCCUCCACUAUUGCCCUUCUCUUCCCUCUCCUCCUCCAAUAUUGCCCUUCUCUUCCCUCUCCUCCUCCACUAUUGCCCUUCUCUUCCCUCUCCUCCUCCACUAUUGCCCUUCUCUUCCCUCUCCUCCUCCACUAUUGCCCUUCUCUUCCCUCUCCUCCUCCACUAUUGCCCUUCUCUUCCCUCUCCUCCUCCACUAUUGCCCUUCUCUUCCCUCUCCUCCUCCACUAUUGCCCUUCUCUUCCCUCUCCUCCUCCACUAUUGCCCUUCUCUUCCCUCUCCUCCUCCACUAUUGCCCUUCUCUCCUCUCUCCUCCUCCACUAUUGCCCUUCUCUCCCCUCUCCUCCUCCACUAUUGCCCUUCUCUUCCCUCUCCUCCUCCACUAUUGCCCUUCUCUUCCCUCUCCUCCUCCACUAUUGCCCUUCUCUCCCCUCUCCUCCUCCACUAUUGCCCUUCUCUUCCCUCUCCUCCUCCACUAUUGCCCUUCUCUUCCCUCUCCUCCUCCACUAUUGCCCUUCUCUUCCCUCUCCUCCUCCACUAUUGCCCUUCUCUCCCCUCUCCUCCUCCACUAUUGCCCUUCUCUUCCCUCUCCUCCUCCACUAUUGCCCUUCUCUUCCCUCUCCUCCUCCACUAUUGCCCUUCUCUUCCCUCUCCUCCUCCACUAUUGCCCUUCUCUUCCCUCUCCUCCUCCACUAUUGCCCUUCUCUCCCCUCUCCUCCUCCACUAUUGCCCUUCUCUUCCCUCUCCUCCUCCACUAUUGCCCUUCUCUUCCCUCUCCUCCUCCACUAUUGCCCUUCUCUUUCCUCUCCUCCUCCACUAUUGCCCUUCUCUCCCCUCUCCUCCUCCACUAUUGCCCUUCUCUUCCCUCUCCUCCUCCACUAUUGCCCUUCUCUUCCCUCUCCUCCUCCACUAUUGCCCUUCUCUUCCCUCUCCUCCUCCACUAUUGCCCUUCUCUUCCCUCUCCUCCUCCACUAUUGCCCUUCUCUUCCCUCUCCUCCUCCACUAUUGCCCUUCUCUUCCCUCUCCUCCUCCACAAUUGCCCUUCUCUUCCCUCUCCUCCUCCACUAUUGCCCUUCUCUUCCCUCUCCUCCUCCACUAUUGCCCUUCUCUUCCCUCUCCUCCUCCACUAUUGCCCUUCUCUUCCCUCUCCUCCUCCACUAUUGCCCUUCUCUUCCCUCUCCUCCUCCACUAUUGCCCUUCUCUUCCCUCUCCUCCUCCACUAUUGCCCUUCUCUUCCCUCUCCUCCUCCACUAUUGCCCUUCUCUUCCCUCUCCUCCUCCACUAUUGCCCUUCUCUUCCCUCUCCUCCUCCACUAUUGCCCUUCUCUUCCCUCUCCUCCUCCACUAUUGCCCUUCUCUUCCCUCUCCUCCUCCACUAUUGCCCUUCUCUUCCCUCUCCUCCUCCACUAUUGCCCUUCUCUUCCCUCUCCUCCUCCACUAUUGCCCUUCUCUUCCCUCUCCUCCUCCACUAUUGCCCUUCUCUUCCCUCUCCUCCUCCACUAUUGCCCUUCUCUUCCCUCUCCUCCUCCACUAUUGCCCUUCUCUUCCCUCUCCUCCUCCACUAUUGCCCUUCUCUUCCCUCUCCUCCUCCACUAUUGCCCUUCUCUUCCCUCUCCUCCUCCACUAUUGCCCUUCUCUUCCCUCUCCUCCUCCACUAUUGCCCUUCUCUUCCCUCUCCUCCUCCACUAUUGCCCUUCUCUUCCCUCUCCUCCUCCACUAUUGCCCUUCUCUUCCCUCUCCUCCUCCACUAUUGCCCUUCUCUUCCCUCUCCUCCUCCACUAUUGCCCUUCUCUUCCCUCUCCUCCUCCACUAUUGCCCUUCUCUUCCCUCUCCUCCUCCACUAUUGCCCUUCUCUUCCCUCUCCUCCUCCACUAUUGCCCUUCUCUUCCCUCUCCUCCUCCACUAUUGCCCUUCUCUUCCCUCUCCUCCUCCACUAUUGCCCUUCUCUUCCCUCUCCUCCUCCACUAUUGCCCUUCUCUUCCCUCUCCUCCUCCACUAUUGCCCUUCUCUUCCCUCUCCUCCUCCACUAUUGCCCUUCUCUUCCCUCUCCUCCUCCACUAUUGCCCUUCUCUUCCCUCUCCUCCUCCACUAUUGCCCUUCUCUUCCCUCUCCUCCUCCACUAUUGCCCUUCUCUUCCCUCUCCUCCUCCACUAUUGCCCUUCUCUUCCCUCUCCUCCUCCACUAUUGCCCUUCUCUUCCCUCUCCUCCUCCACUAUUGCCCUUCUCUUCCCUCUCCUCCUCCACUAUUGCCCUUCUCUUCCCUCUCCUCCUCCACUAUUGCCCUUCUCUUCCCUCUCCUCCUCCACUAUUGCCCUUCUCUUCCCUCUCCUCCUCCACUAUUGCCCUUCUCUUCCCUCUCCUCCUCCACUAUUGCCCUUCUCUUCCCUCUCCUCCUCCACUAUUGCCCUUCUCUUCCCUCUCCUCCUCCACUAUUGCCCUUCUCUUCCCUCUCCUCCUCCACUAUUGCCCUUCUCUUCCCUCUCCUCCUCCACUAUUGCCCUUCUCUUCCCUCUCCUCCUCCACUAUUGCCCUUCUCUUCCCUCUCCUCCUCCACUAUUGCCCUUCUCUUCCCUCUCCUCCUCCACUAUUGCCCUUCUCUUCCCUCUCCUCCUCCACUAUUGCCCUUCUCUUCCCUCUCCUCCUCCACUAUUGCCCUUCUCUUCCCUCUCCUCCUCCACUAUUGCCCUUCUCUUCCCUCUCCUCCUCCACUAUUGCCCUUCUCUUCCCUCUCCUCCUCCACUAUUGCCCUUCUCUUCCCUCUCCUCCUCCACUAUUGCCCUUCUCUUCCCUCUCCUCCUCCACUAUUGCCCUUCUCUUCCCUCUCCUCCUCCACUAUUGCCCUUCUCUUCCCUCUCCUCCUCCACUAUUGCCCUUCUCUUCCCUCUCCUCCUCCACUAUUGCCCUUCUCUUCCCUCUCCUCCUCCACUAUUGCCCUUCUCUUCCCUCUCCUCCUCCACUAUUGCCCUUCUCUUCCCUCUCCUCCUCCACUAUUGCCCUUCUCUUCCCUCUCCUCCUCCACUAUUGCCCUUCUCUUCCCUCUCCUCCUCCACUAUUGCCCUUCUCUUCCCUCUCCUCCUCCACUAUUGCCCUUCUCUUCCCUCUCCUCCUCCACUAUUGCCCUUCUCUUCCCUCACCCCCUUUGUCGUUCUUCCUCUGCUUCUCCCUGCUCCCUUCUCUUCCUCCCCUCCCCCCUAUCCAGGCGGCCAUAUCGCUCCAAGAAGCAGCAGACAGCAACCAGCCACUGCAGCCGAUUCUGAUCCUCUCGUCUCAUCCCUCCUGCCACGUGGCGACGACCCAUUGGUCGCUGCGAUCGCCGCCACCCUGCCCAAAUCCGCGCUGGCCAAUGGCGUGCUGACACGUCAGCAGCUGCAGGAGAGGCUGGAGGGGAUGAGGGCGAGGGUGUGCCAGCUGGCGAUGCUGCCGCCGGCCAAUGGGGGGGAGAGGGAGGGCGUGGGAGGGGGAACGGGAGGGGGAACAGGAGGCGGAAGAGGAGCGGGAGGGGGAGGAGGAGAGAUGGUUGAGCCAGGUCUAUUCUCACAAGCAGUGGCAGCAGUGGCAGUUGCUUUCAAGUUCCCAGUACCCAGCACAGCAGGGGAGGCACCAAGCCCUGAGCAGUCUGUUUCCGAUGCCUUGAUGCUGCUGGUGGAGGGGCGGCUGGAGGAGGCAGCAAGGGGCGAUGGAGAGAGGGGUGAAGGGUGCAGGGGGAUGAAGUUUGAAGGGGCGGCAGCUCUGCUGGUGGAGGGGCGGCUGGAGGAGGCAGCAAGGGGCGAUAGCAUUCCCAGUACCCAGCACAGCAGGGGAAGCAGCCCUGAGCAACCUGUUGCCAAAGCGGCAGCUCUGCUGGUGGGGGGGCGGCUGGAGGCGGCAGCAGGGGCGAUAGCAGGCAGUGUGAGAGCAGGAGAGGAGGUGAGGGGAAGGGCAGCAGUGGAGCAGGCGGUCAGGGUGAUACAGGCGCAUGCAGGGUGCAUGGCGGCAGAGCUUCGAAGUGCGGUUGUGAGUGGUGCGGUUGGAGGGAUUGGCGGGGCAGUGGGGGGAGGAGGUGAGGGGAAGGGCAGUAGUGGAACAGGCAGUGAGGGUGAUGCAUGCACAUGCAGGGUGCAUGGCGGCAGAGCUGCGUAG